Molecule: messenger RNA, 875 nt
Organism: Pistacia vera
Lineage: Eukaryota; Viridiplantae; Streptophyta; Magnoliopsida; Sapindales; Anacardiaceae
Product: tetratricopeptide repeat protein 1
Exons: 5
Coding region: 66-827 (253 amino acids)
Molecular function (GO): protein binding
Source: RefSeq, a predicted model, not a curated record
UUCUUUUUCUUCUAAGCAUAGAUAGACAGAGCCUGCCCUAAAUCCAGCUUCAGUUUCUGUUGAAAAUGGUGUUGAUUGAACAAGAUUCAGAACCUCAACAAAACCACUCUAAAGACACUAUCGUAAACCCUCCAAACACAUCAUCCUCCGAUUCAACUACCAAUGAUCACGGCGACGCCGCCGCCUCUGAUGGAUUCGAGACGGCGAGCGAACGUGACGUUAGUGACAACGAGACCGACGAUGCUCAAGGUCUUGUAAACGACAGCGCAUUGAAACAGCAGAAAGCGGUAACUGAGGCAAAUGAGGCGAAAGUAGAAGGGAAUAAACUUUUCGUAGAAGCGAAGUAUGAAGAGGCGUUAUUGCAAUACGAAGUCGCUUUAAAUGUGGCUGAAUCGGCAUCGGUGCCGGAAGAGUUGAAUGAAUUGCGUUCAAUAUGUCACUCAAAUCGUGCCGUUUGUUUUUUGAAACUUGGAAAAUAUGAGAACACUAUCAAGGAAUGCACAAAAGCAUUGGAACUAAAUCCUACAUAUAUGAAAGCUCUGGUGAGAAGAGCAGAGGCUCAUGAAAAGCUCGAACACUUUGAAGAGGCUAUUGCUGAUUUGAAAAAGAUCUUGGAACUGGAUCCAGCGAACAACCAAGCAGGGAAAACCAUUAUGCGCUUGGAGCCACUGGCUGCUGAAAAACGAGAAAAGAUGAAGGAGGAGAUGAUUGGAAAACUGAAAGAAAUGGGCAACUCCAUUCUGGGCCGGUUUGGAAUGAGUGUCGACAACUUCAAAGCUGUUCAAGAUCCAAACACUGGUUCCUAUUCUGUACAAUUCCAACGGUAGCUAGUUUGUUUCUGAUAUAUCCCUAUUUUCUUUAUUGGAAGAUAAGAA